AAUACAUCGUGUUUUACCCGUCGACCUAAUUACAACAAUAGAGCCGUUAAAAUCGUAAAAAAAAAACAUUUCCAUUUUUAGCAAGGUCUUACAAACUGCAUUCCGUACAAACACUCGUAUAGUUAAGUGCUACCAUACGUUUGACAAUUAUGAAUAUUUCUACACAGUUUAUCGAAGACACAGUGCAACCCUUUACCCUAAAGUCAACAAUCAACAAUCUCUCAUUUUCAUGGUUCGACGCAUUUAUAGUCUUCAUUACUAUCUUCGUUUUCAAUGUAUGCAUGGGAAUUUACUUUAAUUAUUUUACUCGGAAGCAGUCCACAACUAGCGAAUAUUUGUUGGGUGGUAGAACCAUGAAUGUUAUCCCUGUUGUCAUCUCACUAGUGGCAAGUCACACAUCAGCUAAUACUCUUUUGUCUGUACCAGCCGACGUAUAUAGGUAUGGAGCGGCAUAUUUACUGGGUGCCAUAUCAACAAUCAUUCUCACAGUGGUGACAAUUUAUGUCUACCUCCCUGUAUUUUUUAAUUUAGGAAUUACCAGCGUUUAUGAGUACUUAGAACGCAGAUUUGACUCAAGAACAAGACUCCUUGCUUCAUUUUUGUCGAUCGUAUCUUACAUUCUUUAUCUUCCUAUUGUAAUCUAUGUUCCAUCUCUUGCGUUUUCCGCUGCAACUGGUGUUAACGUUCAUUUUAUGGCAGCAUCAAUCUGCGGUUUGUGUAUAUUCUACUCAGCCAUCGGAGGUCUACGAGCUGUCAUUUGGACUGAUGCUGUUCAAUUUAUGAUUGCCAUUCUAGCUGUUUCUUUAAUUUGUAUGAUGGGUCUUCAAUCCACAGGAGGGUUUUCGGUUGUUUGGAGAAAAGCCAUCGACAGCAAAAGACUUGAUAUUUUCGAUUUUGAUAUGGAUCCAACGAAACGUGAUACGUUUUGGUCGCUUGCAGUUGGUUUGACAACACAGAGAGUGGCCACCGUUGCUAUUUCUCAAAACUGUAUGCAGAAAUUUCUGGCAGUACCCACCUUCAGACAAUCUGUAUUGACGGUCAUUUAUUUCGGAGUUGGAACGAUCAUCAUCAAGACGAUAACGAUUUUUCUUGGUUUACUAAUUUACGCAGAGUAUUCUGCGUGUGAUCCUCUCUCAGCGCAGAAAAUUACAACUGAUAACCAGCUUGUUACGUACUUCGUCAUGGAUGUGUCUAAAAACAUUCCCGGACUUCCUGGAUUGUUUAUUGCUGGAGUGUUCAGUGCGUCUUUAAGUACUUUGUCAGGAGAUCUAAAUUGUCUAGCGGGGAUAAUUUAUGAAGAUUUUAUUGUCAAGUUGUCCAACGAAAAAAUUAGUGAUAAGAGAGCAACAACUAUCUUGCAGCUUCUUGUAAUCAUUUGUGGGCUCAUAUGUACAUUGAUGGUCUACUUUGUUGAACAUAUGGGAGGUCUGUUUUCUUUGGGCUAUAGUUUAAGUGGUGUUACAACUGGUGCCAUUUUGGGGAUGUUCACAAUGGGAAUAUUUUACCCUGGUUUUAAUGCUAAAGGGGCUUUUUAUGGAGGUCUCUGUGGUUUUAUUACAAUUGCCUGUAUCAUUUUUCCUGCACAAUAUUAUCAAAUGCUGGGGUUAUUAAAUUAUGUCUCUAAACCAACAUCAACCAAAUAUUGCAAUGCCUUAAAUGAUACAUUUACUGUUACUACAACACCAAGAAUUUUGUCUCCGUCAACCGAACUGUCUUUUAUUUUUAGGAUAUCAUUUUAUUAUUAUUGUUUAAUGGGUACUGUUAUUACUUUAUUUUUUGGUUUAGUAAUUAGUACUGCAACAAGGAGAAAUAAUGAGAAGUUCGUAGACAGAAAACUUAUCAGCCCAUUAGGAUACACACUUCUACAGAACGAAAUAAAAGACUGUAGUAAUAUUUCCAUGACGAAACAAUGUUGA
Messenger RNA from Zophobas morio, 1916 nucleotides. Its product is annotated as sodium-coupled monocarboxylate transporter 2-like. The coding region runs from base 150 to 1916 and encodes 588 amino acids. The transcript has 8 exons. Gene Ontology annotation, biological process: sodium ion transport; transmembrane transport. Gene Ontology annotation, cellular component: membrane. The record is from RefSeq and is a predicted model, not a curated record. Gene Ontology annotation, molecular function: symporter activity. Lineage: Eukaryota; Metazoa; Arthropoda; Insecta; Coleoptera; Tenebrionidae.